GCUGCGUGCUGCACACCGUGUUUAACGGGAGACAUAAGCAAGACAGAGAGGGCACAGAGGCGAACGAACCUAUAGGAGCGGAUCUGCGCCUGAACUGUGCAGACUGUGGAUUUAAGGAGAGGAAAGGCGGACAAGUUGAAGCUGCUGAGACGGGGAGCCGCUCCAGACUGCUGUCCAGUUAACAAGGUCAGAGGUCAGUAAAGGCAGUGGUACCAGUGGGUGGAGAUGAUGUCCAUGCAAAUGAGUGAGGCGGACAGUGUGGUGAAGGUGGCUGAAUGGCAGCAGACCUACUACGCCUCAGACUCUGGAAUCCAAUCAGGGGCCACCACAGUCCUGGACGACGAGAGCAGCACUGAGUACAGCGGCCGUAAGAAAUACAGUGGUUGUACUUCAACCAGUACUACCACUGCUCCUAACACUUCCACCAGUGGGGGAGGGGGAGACGCGGCAGCUGGUGGACUAGAGAGUCCCUCAGAUUUAGAUGCUCAGUACUCUCUAACCCGGGCUCAGCGUGUCAGGGCUGCCAUGUUCCCAGAGACCCUGGUGGAGGGAGAGGCAGCCAUGCCCGUUCAAUCAGAUCCAUCACAGCAGAGCAACGUGCAGCGUCUGGCUGAACCCUCCCAGCUUCUAAAGACGGCUAUAGUCCACCUGAUAAACUACCAGGACGACGCCGAGCUGGCCACAAGGGCGGUACCAGAGCUAACCAAGCUGCUGGCGGAUGAUGAUCCGGUUGUGGUGAACAAGGCGGCCAUGAUAGUCAACCAGCUGACCCGUAAGGAGGCCAGUCGUCGAGUACUGGUGCAGUCUCCGGCCAUGGUGGGUGCCGUGGUGCGCGCCAUGACGACAGCGGUUGACAUGGAGACAGCCCGUUGUGCAGCCAGCGUGCUGCACAGCCUGUCGCAUCAGAGGGAAGGACUGCUAGCCAUUUUCAAGUCUGGAGGGAUACCAGCACUUGUCCGCAUGCUAAGUUCACCGGUGGAAUCAGUCUUAUUUUAUGCCAUCACCACCCUCCACAACCUGCUGCUGCAUCAAGAGGGGGCCAAGAUGGCGGUGCGUCUUGCUGAUGGCCUGCAAAGGAUGGUUCCCUUACUGAAAAAGAGUAACCCCAAGUUCCUGGCCAUCACCACCGAUUGUCUGCAGCUCCUGUCCUAUGGCAACCAGGAGAGCAAGCUGAUCAUUCUUGCCAAUGGGGGCCCAGAGGGUCUGGUGUUCAUCAUGAGGAACUACAACUAUGAGAAGCUGCUGUGGACCACUAGUCGUGUUCUUAAAGUGCUGUCUGUCUGUCCCAGCAACAAGCCAGCGAUUGUCGAGGCUGGUGGUAUGCAGGCUUUGGGCCAACAUCUUACAGGUUCCAGUCAGCGUCUGAUUCAGAACUGUCUGUGGACGCUACGCAAUCUGUCAGAUGCUGCAACCAAACAGGAGGGAUUAGAUGGUCUGCUGCAGAUAUUGGUCACCCAGCUGGGCUCAGAUGAUGUCAACAUGUUGACAUGCGCAACUGGUAUCCUGUCCAACCUCACCUGUAAUAACUCACGCAACAAGACUCUGGUGACUCAGUAUGGCGGUGUGGAGGCGCUGAUCCACGCUGUGCUUCGUGCAGGGGAGAAGGAGGAUGUUGCUGAGCCCGCAGUCUGCGCCCUGCGUCACCUCACCUCUCGCCACCAGGACGCUGAGCUGGCCCAGAAUGCCGUGCGGCUGCACUAUGGUAUCCCAGCUGUCGUCAAGUUGCUGGGGCAGCCACACUACUGGCCUGUAGUAAAGGCUACAGUUGGUCUGAUCCGGAACCUGGCACUGUGCCCAGCCAAUCAGGCGCCACUGAGGGAGGCAGGUGCUAUUCCACGAUUGGUCAACCUGCUGCUGAAGGCUCAUCAGGACACACAAAGACAUGCCUCCUCUGCACAGCAGACGUACCAGGAUGGUGUUCGUAUGGAGGAAAUAGUAGAGGGCUGCACAGGAGCGCUCCACAUUCUGGCCAGAGACCCUAUAAACAGAGGAGAGAUUGCCAGCAUGCAGACAAUACCACUGUUUGUACAGCUGCUGUACUCGUAUGUGGAGAAUGUGAAGCGAGUAUCGGCAGGCGUCCUGUGUGAGCUGGCCCUGGAUAAACAGUCUGCAGAGCUCAUCGAUGCAGAGGGAGCAUCAGCACCGCUCAUGGAGCUGCUGCACUCCAACAAUGAGGGAAUCGCCACCUAUGCUGCAGCAGUGUUGUUCCGAAUUUCAGAGGACAAGAGUUCAGACUACAGGAAGAGAGUGUCAGUGGAGCUCACACACUCCCUCUUCAAACAUGACCCUGCCGCCUGGGAAAUGGCCCAUACUGCAGUUCCUUUGGAGCCCACAUACCUAGCAGAUGAGUUAGAUGGCUCUUACCCUCCCUAUGGUUAUGCUGAUCUGCCUCUGGACAGCCUGCCGCUAGACCCGGACCUCCAUGAGCCCUACAUCCCCGACAUGACCUACGACCCAAGACAGGCCUACCCUGAACCUCUCUAACAGGAGAAUAAAACAGAAAUGCUGAAAGAAAACGAGCGAAUGAGCAAAUCACAGGAAGAAAGACUGGGGGAAUGGAUGGGGGAAGAAGGAGAUUGGAGUUUUUAAUCACAAAGGGAAUCAGCCCUUCCCAACGGAUGGAGAAAAAAAAAUCUCAUCUGGCAAUCAAGAACUACCAAAAGAGGUUGCUUAUUAAUAAAGAGAUUUAUUGUUUCUGUAAAUGAAAAUGUAACUUUGUUAUAAUGUUUUACUGUGGGGUGGAAGUGGGGGGGGGGGUGUCUGAAGUUUUGAGGCAUUGUUACACGGGUAACUUUUUGAAGCAAUCAAAUUGGGCAAGAAUGCAUUAUAUUAACUGUUUGGAAUGUGCAGGGUGAGCCAAACUCAGCUGAUAAUCCUUACCAAAUGUUUUAGCUUUCAUCUGUUAAGAUUUACUGGUUAGAGAGAAUUUGAUUUUACUGAAAUGUUGCAACAUCAAUUUUAAAGUGUGAUUUCAGUAAUCUAAUGCCUGUCUUAAUAUGUCUUAUGUGAUAUACAGAGAUUUUUUUCCCACAUACGGAUACCUCAUGGGAAACACCCAUAUAAGUCAGUAAGAAGUUCCAUUGCAUUAAAGUUAACCCCAGUUUAACCAAAUGUUUUAAUGACACGAUAAAAACCCUUACUUAAAAAAAACUAUUAAAAACCCUAAGGAUUUGCCUGCAAAACAGGCAGCAUUUAUCAGGAAUAGACUUUGUCCUGAUCACCAUUGCUACCAAAUGCUACCCGUGUAUCCCAGCCUUUAGCUGCUGUCUUUUAGAUGUCUCCUCUGUGUAUUUGAACAGUGCACAUGUCCCAGGGUGUCCAUGUGUGGUUGUUGCAUGGUAGUAUUGUGUACUCAUUGAAAUAUUCUUCACCUUUACACACUGAGAGAAAAAACGAAAGACAUCUGGGUUUUACAAGCCAUUUUGGAUUACACCAACCAUUUGGAAAGUCUAAGUGAGGAACUGGACUACAAAUCCCACCAUGUUCCAGCCUCACUUUCACCAAGCGGAUAUUCUGUUCAAAUGUCCAUAGGAUAUGGACUACAAAUUUCUUUGGCAUCUUUGGCAUCAGACCACAAAUCCCAUCACCUUCCAGUCACAGCCAUUUGGAGCCACACCUUUCUGGUGGGAAUGGACCACAGCUCUUUGAUCAGCUUGUGCACACCAUCGUGGGGGACAUGAAGUAUACUGCAGAGUAAAUUUACAACAGUACUUGCACCAUGAUUACACAUACACUAAUGGCAAAUGACUUUUGUACUAUAGGAUGCGUGGAUCAAAGAAAUUGGUCAAUAACUGUAUGUCACUAUUAAGAGAGUGGUGGGGGCUCCAAGCUCUAAUUAUGAUAUUAUAAUAUGUGCUGCUGAUCACAGCAUAAAAGAUUCAGUCUCUGAUUGGUGUACAGCACAGUUUCUACCUAACCAUCACUUCAUAGUACCAAAUACAUCGUCUGCAUUUAAGUAGCUGCAGCUGGAGUGUGGACAUCGUGGACAGUUGGGGGAAAAAUGCUCUGUGCACCAGAGGCUGCUAACAGUGCUUGUACACUACACAGCUGCUGUUUUUGGUUGCCAUACCAACAUAAGCAGCCUUAGCCUGCAACGUUAAGAAAGCACAACUACAAUGACUUAUCAAUUGCUGAGGCAAUCUACCACAGCUAUACUGUUCCUGAAUCUGAACAUCAUUAAAUUUUGUUAUUUUC
Messenger RNA from Epinephelus moara (kelp grouper), 4194 nucleotides. It is a transcript of the gene jupb, whose product is annotated as junction plakoglobin b. Lineage: Eukaryota; Metazoa; Chordata; Actinopteri; Perciformes; Serranidae. Gene Ontology annotation, molecular function: cadherin binding; protein phosphatase binding; alpha-catenin binding. Gene Ontology annotation, cellular component: adherens junction; catenin complex. Gene Ontology annotation, biological process: positive regulation of transcription by RNA polymerase II; cell adhesion. Bases 226 to 2484 code for a protein of 752 amino acids. The transcript has 17 exons. The record is from RefSeq and is a predicted model, not a curated record.